AUGCUCCAAGGCUGGUUCAACGCGGAUCGCCUCGUUUCGUUCGCGCACGUCCAGGGACCGCUCAGAUUCGAGCCCAUCAUGAGGGCCGACGUGGUCAAGACGCUGCGGGACGCGGCGGCAGCGUCCGGCGAGGAAUCAAACAUCUCCUACAUGCUGGCACGGCCGAACACCACCCUCACGGUACGGGAGCGACUCGGGUUGGGCGAUGCCUCGAACCCAAGCACAAGUCUCAAGAUCACCGUCGAAACCAUUCCGAAGGACUUGAAAAAGGCAUUUCGACAAUACGAAGGCAAACCGGCGAUCCUGGUCUUCGACGUGCAUGAGGAGUGGGACGCCGCAUUCUGCGCCGCCAUGAUCGAUCUGUCGUGCCUCUGCGAACGGUGGGCUUCGGCCCGACAGCACCGGCUGCACGUCGUCUGGCUUUCGUCGGCGCCCUGGGAUCCCUUAUUUAGCAGGAUCAUGUCGAUACACGGAGAUAGGGGCGGGGUGUCGACGAUGAGGAUGCGCCUGCCGGCAGCCCGCGAGAGCGUCGACAGGCUCCGGUGGGCAGUGUACGGCAGCCCGUUUUCAGAAGAAGGCCAGCUGACGAAGCUUGCGCGCCGCAUCGUCGAGGACCAUGCCGCGCUCCCUGCCGACGACGCCGACCGGCACACCACCGUCUUGGUCGUUGGCCCCCACGCUGAGAAGCUGAGAUCGGCCAUCAGGCUUGCUUCCAACGACACGGUGGAGACAGAGAACAUCACGGUCGCAGUCAUCCCCCGUCACCUAGCCCAUGUCAUGUCUCAGGACAAGACCUUCCCGCCGGUGCGUCACCUGGUGCUUGGAGACACUCACUUGGAUGACACUUGGAGCCCUUGCUUCAGCCAGGUCGUCGUCUCCGUUAUCAAAGUCCCGUCGAUGGCCGCCAUCAGGGACCAGGUGGCGAUGGCCUACGCCGAUGGCGUGGACCCCGCGCAGGUGACAGUGCACGCCCCCGUCUCGCGAGACAAGCUGCAUCAGGCGGAGCAUGCCCGCAAGUUCGAAGAUAUCCACAUGGCCUCCAUCAUCGCCCUGGCUUUCUCCAAGCUGCCGCAUACCAACCUCGACAGGCUGAAGCGCAUCUUGUCCACCGACAACCACCGCUGGGAGACGGCAGUCCACCGGCUCCAGCUGGCUGGCUUCGUCCAGCCGUCCGAUUUCCACCCGGGAGGCUUCGCGGUGGCGCCCGUCGAAAGAGCCGCUCGGACGGCAAUGUGGUUGCCUCACGUCGAUUACGACUUCUCGAUCGCGCACUUCCUCGCGGCCAACACCGGACAGACGUCCACGGAGGCAUUCGACGCCAUCCUCGACAUCGGGGCCAUUCUGGUCGCCGCCAACAGACGCGGACAGGUGCUGGUCGAAUAUGACAGGAAACGGCACCCCGUCAAGAUGAGAAUGGGCAUCAAGCCGGCGGCAAUCGCCAAGGAUAUCGACAACGAAUGCUACGGCAUCCCGCCGGGCGUCUCCGCCACGGGUUCGCUGUGGAUUACGCUGGGUCUCUACCGCCGUACGAAGCUCGAGUAUGACAGAGGCACCAUCGUGCCCGGCUCGCACUCUUGGACCCCCGCGACCAAAUGGGUCACCAUCGACCUCGCCGUGGCGAGCGAUGCACUUGCAACCCGCAUGGGGUUCAAGGAAAUCUGCGUGGACACAGCUACCGCGUCCCUUUCUGAUAGAAGAGGAACCCGCGAGAUGACGCAGGGAGACGUCGACUUUGUGCGAACCACGAUGCUCGAGUGCUGGAUCCACCGCCUCAUCUACGCCGACUACAAGGAAACCUUUUCCGAUGGGUUGCCGCACAUGUUCGCCCCCUGGACGUGUGGCGUCUACGUGCACACCUUGUCCCUGGCGACGGGCUUUUUUGCCGGCGAGUCGUACUCCGCCGAGCCGAGCGGCGAAGCCUUCAUCAUCGGGACUUCUUCAGCUGGCUUUCAGCGGGGUACUGCCCUGACCAAUCCCACGUGGAUCCCGGCCUGGAUUGUGAAGACGUGGAUGGCAGAUCGCGGGCUGCAGCUGGAGCACCUCCGGCCUCCUCAGUGUUAUGUGUGA
Messenger RNA from Colletotrichum higginsianum IMI 349063, 2067 nucleotides. RefSeq lists its product as uncharacterized. The record is from RefSeq and is a predicted model, not a curated record. The transcript has a single exon. The coding region runs from base 1 to 2067 and encodes 688 amino acids. NCBI's taxonomy places the organism in Eukaryota, Fungi, Ascomycota, Sordariomycetes, Glomerellales, Glomerellaceae.